Molecule: messenger RNA, 2484 nt
Organism: Drosophila pseudoobscura
Lineage: Eukaryota; Metazoa; Arthropoda; Insecta; Diptera; Drosophilidae
Exons: 5
Molecular function (GO): protein binding
Source: RefSeq, a predicted model, not a curated record
AUGGGCAUCCUAGAGAAGAUUGCUGAGAUCGAGCGUGAGAUCGCACGCACGCAAAAGAACAAAGUUAUACCAAAGUACUGUAUAAAGUCGAAAAGAAAGGAUUAUCCGUACUUUGGUAAGUGGUUCGUGCGCAGCGAAGCGCAGCCACGGCGCAAACACAGCUCGGGUUAAGUUCCCAGCUCGGGAUCCUCCGCUCCCAUCAUGAAGCUCCACAAGCGACGGCGCUGCGGACGCGGCUUUGACCCCUUCUGCUAUGCUGUGAAGGUGACCGUGAUCUGUGCUCUGCUCAGCCUCGCCGCCAACCAGCUGGCAGGCUCCUCCAGCGUCGGGUAUGGGAGCAGUUUGGGCAGCGAGUUCGUGCCCUGCACUCAGAUCAGUGUCCAGAAGCGCUGGACACGCAGCCUGGCGCGCAUGAACAGCGAGAGUCCGCUGCGAGCGGCGGAUCUGAACGGGGAUGGCGUCCAGGAUGUGAUCUUUGGCUAUGGCGUGGACGACAACAUCCACUACGAGGGCAUACCCCUGCCCAGAUGCAAGUCCUCCCAGGGCGAGGACGAGGUUCCCUGCGAGGGCGGUGUGGUGGCCCUUAAUGGCAGGGAUGGCUCCAUUCUGUGGCAGUCCUGGAGCGUGCCCAAUGUCUUCUCGCUGCACUGCAGCGCCGAUGUGGACGGGGAUGGCGGCACGGAUUGUGUGGCAGCUGGAAGACUGGGGAUGAUUUAUGCCAUCAAUGGACGCACUGGCUCGGUCAUCUGGCACUUUCGUGAGCUGGAGGUGGAGACCAAUUCCCCCAUCGUCAUGGAUCUCUAUACGAUCAAUGUUCUUCGCGAUCUGGAUGGCGAUGCAGUUCCCGAGGUGAUUGCCGCCCAUCUGGAGGAGCGCGAAGAGUCUAAGGCGGGGCACAUCAAGCUGAUCUCCGGGAAGACGGGCAAGGUCAUCCGCAGCAUCCCCACGCCCUACCGCGAGGAGAUGUUCGUGCCCAUCCAACUGCUCACCCAGGCGGACGGCACCGAUGUCCUGCUGAUCCUCACGGGUGGCCAGAACACCCCCGGAGGAGUCUACUCCCUCCGCCUGCACUCGUUGAUGGCCCACACGAGUGAGAAGCAUUUCACGCCGCUCUACCAGCAGCCGGGAUCGGGUCUGAUGGUCCCUGCCGUACUCACCGAUCUCAAUGGAGACGGCAUCUCCGAUGUGGUGGUGGCCGCCUUCAACAGCACCGUCUACGCCUUCAACGGUGCCAACUACAGCGUCAUUUGGAACUACACCUUCCCCGCCAGCGAGUGCGUGAGUGCCAUCGUGCCGGGCCACUUCAACCACGACAAUGUCACCGAUUUCAUGGUCAAGUACAACUCGGGACCGGGCUUCCCCGUCUACUACUACUCGCAGACCACCAUCCUGGACGGACGCACAGGACAGCCCCUGCUCAACGCCAUGAUGACGGAUGCCGGUGGGGCGAACAGUCUCCUCGGGGGAGUCUCCAUUUCGCAGAGCUUCGGGGGAGACUUCUUCCUGCACUGGCAGAUCCAGUGCCGCAAUAAACCCAAUGCGCGGGAUGCCUACGAGUUCGUGCCGGACAGCGACAUCAUCCUGCAGGCCCGGGCGGACACCUGUCGCCUUCGCUACAAUGAAUCCACGGUGCUGAAGCUCUAUGCGAUUGCCCGGCACAUUGAGCCGCCAGGAGCGGUGCUCUUCAGCACCGACGAUCUGGAGGUGCAGCUGAAUCGCACACAGCGGCCAGCUCCAGCCGGCAAGAAGUCGCCGCUCAAGCACCCGAAACUGCUCAAGAAUCUGCUGGCAAGGGAGCAGCUUCAGCGACGCAAGGAGACCACAUCAGCCACACAUCAGCCACAUCAGCCACAUCAGGCCACAGCAGCCGGCGAGGAGAGAGGAGGAGAGGAGUCCGAUUGGUAUUUGGCCUCCAUUUCCUCAACUGUGGUGCUGCUGAAGGCCCUGGGCAAUGCCAGUUCGUCGCUGGACUUUGCCUUUGUGCUCAACAUACGCGAAUCGGAGGCCUAUCCGCCGCUGUUCUCCCCCCAGGAUCUCAGCUGCGUGGAGGAGAAGAUCAGCGCCUAUAAAAGCUAUACCAUCGAUAAUUUGCGCGUUUUGCGCAAACAGUUCCUCAAGCAGUGCCUCAACGAGCGGCUGGUGGACUCGGAGCCCGCACUGCCCAAGUACGAGUCGCAGUUGAUUGUGACCCGCAUUGGGAUCACCUGCACCUGCCGAUCGCUGCAGCCGGGCGAGGUCUGCUCCGAGCUGGAUCCCCUGGACGCACAACGUUGGACGGAGUUCAUGGGUAACCAUGGUCAUGGUUACUAUGCUAGUCGCUAAUCGCAUAAGGACAUGAUCGGGUAGAGACAGCAGCUGCUGUUUGGUUUUUUCUCUCUCGGUCUUACUCUAUUUGUCUCGAUGUCACUAUUGUAACUAAUCGCAACACAGAUGUGUAUUUGUGUAUAUUUUAUGAGUUUUUUAAAUAAAUAAAGUACAAUUAAU